UGAAGCAGACGUUUAUUUUUGGUUCGGAUUUGGACGUUGCUAAGCAAUUUAACUAUCCAAAGCAGACGUAGGCGGACUUUCUAGCAUAUGCACUCGCCUGAAUACGGGCCUGUGAAUUCUCUUACACCGUUUGGGUCUGGUGGGACUCUUUAGCUCUCUCCAGGGUGCAUACCAACCACAACUAGAAUGGCUUGCAAUCACGAAUCCUGAAGAUUUUAGCCAUUUGGCCGAGGCUUGGCUUUGUUUUGGAGCUUUGCUGUGGGCUGACCUAGAGUCCCUCUGCUCAGGAUAUGUCCAGAGAGAGGACACAUGUUUGCCUUCACUCAAGUUGUGUUCCCCAAGCUCUGUUGGACUGGUGAGGGUGUCCACUUCCACCUGUAACUCGUCUGCUCCACUUGCUGCAUUUUCCAAUGAAAAAGCCAGUUGUAGUUGGUAUAAACAUCUAGAAUCAGUUGAUCAGCACUUGGAUUCUCUAACCGCAUGUCAGUUCAGAAAUGCUUCAAUACCUGAUUAUAUGUGUGCUGCUUUAUGUCCUAUACUACCGCUACAGAGAUAGUCAGUGUAUAAAGAAUGUAUCUGACAAGUAUGUAUACAUUACUGGCUGUGACUCUGGCUUUGGCAAUCUACUAGCCAAACAUUUGGAUGAACAAGGAUUCCAUGUGCUAGCUGCCUGCUUUACUGAGAAGGGGGCUGAAGAAUUGAAAGAGUGCACAUCAUCAAGACUCAAAACUUUCCAGCUGGACAUUGUUAACUCUGAAAGCAUCAUCAAAGCUGCAGAAUUUGUAAAGUCUGAGGUCAAGGAAAAAGGUCUAUGGGGGCUGGUGAACAAUGCUGGAAUCUCUUUACCUGCUGGACCAAGUGACUGGCUAACAAUAGAUGAUUACAAAGCUGUACUGAAUGUCAACCUGAUUGGACUAAUUGAAGUUACAUUGAGUGUGCUUCCACUGAUAAAGAGAGCGCGAGGUAGAAUAGUCAAUGUAGCAAGUAUAUUUGGUAAGAUCAGUUGUAUGGGUGGACCUUACUGCAUCUCGAAGUACGGUGUUGAAGCCUUCAAUGAUGGUCUCAGGAGGGACUUGAGUGAAUUUGGAGUAAAAGUUCUUUGUAUUGAGCCAGGCUUCUUCAAAACGAAUAUGACCAAUUUAGAUUUAAUAACUGACAACUUUAAAAAAAUCUGGUUCAGGUUACCACAGGAUGUAAAAGAUGACUAUGGAGCUGAUUAUCUAGAUAAAGUCAAACAUAAACUUAAGACGAGGCUUGCAAAGCUUGCAGACCCAAAUUUGAUGAAAGUGGUGUGGUGCAUGAAUCAUGCUCUGACAUCUGUUCACCCUCGCACUCGCUACUCAGCUGGACGAGAUGCAAAACUGUUCUGGAUUCCUCUUUCGUACAUGCCAACCAUCAUCUCUGAUAUUGUGCUCAGACUUGACAAGGUUAAGUCAGCAAAAUGUAUCUUGUAAUAUGCAUUUGAGAAUGCUUCUUUACAAUGAAAGAAAUCUGUUAACAGAUUUUCAUUUUGAUUUUCACUUCACUUUCUGUAUUGUACAAUUCUAUAUAACUAUGUGCAUAAUAAGAAAUAUGAUUGACCCAACUGUGUAUUUUUUUAAGAAAAUGCUUUUAUAACUGAGGUUUUCGACAAUCUUGAGAAUAGAUGACUGAAGAAGAUGAAAGGCCAGCUGCUGUGGCACCACUUUAUGAAAUAAAGAACAGCUAACACUGCAAAUUGAGAAUUCA
This is a messenger RNA of Rhincodon typus (whale shark), 1728 nucleotides long. Its product is annotated as retinol dehydrogenase 7-like. Bases 495 to 1454 code for a protein of 319 amino acids. The transcript has 5 exons. Gene Ontology annotation, molecular function: oxidoreductase activity. The record is from RefSeq and is a predicted model, not a curated record. NCBI's taxonomy places the organism in Eukaryota, Metazoa, Chordata, Chondrichthyes, Orectolobiformes, Rhincodontidae.